Molecule: messenger RNA, 3917 nt
Organism: Pomacea canaliculata
Lineage: Eukaryota; Metazoa; Mollusca; Gastropoda; Architaenioglossa; Ampullariidae
Product: coiled-coil domain-containing protein 158-like
Exons: 28
Coding region: 36-3785 (1249 amino acids)
Source: RefSeq, a predicted model, not a curated record
CUUUAUUAUCAAGUGGCCACUUAAUCUGUGCAAUAAUGGACACCGUGUCCUGCGAUUCCCCUUUAAGCAAUGCAUUUGUUCAUACUUCUGAAGCUGUAGCAGCUUCAGUUUCCGUACCACCGAUAGUUCGGUCCUCUACGCUUAGCGCGAGCUAUGUUAUUACACCAUCAACUUUCUCAACGACUCCAAUUGUCUGUACUGCACCUGAAUCUUCCAUGAGAUUUUCAAAAUAUUCUUCAAGUCACGAUUUUGCCGAACAGAUACGCCAGCUGGAAAUCGAAGGAAAUAAACUGCGGUCAGCUACCCUUUCUGCGCUAUCACAGCUUGGAACAUCUGCAUUGAAUAGCUCAGAUGGUGGCAGUUUAGAGGUCAAACAGGCAACAUCUCCUUCUAUACCAUCUCUUAGCAGUUCCCUUGCUGACUUAUCAUCAGACCAGAAAACCAUUACAGAUCUAAGGUUGCAGCUUGAAAACCAAAGGCGUGAGACAGAGCGUUUACAGAGUCAGUUGUUUGUUGACACAUCAGCAGCUCGGGGUUUUUCCAACAUAACUUUUUCCAGUCCUUUCAAGUCUGCAUUUACAACUAUUCCUGCCUCUGAAUUGUCAGCCUACAAUGGCACAAGAAGAGGACUAGAAUUUGUUCCACCAUCCCAUUUGGAAAGAGCUUUGAAAGAAUCUCAGGAACAGUGUACUGAACUGCGAAAACGUUUGCAGGAGGCCACAGAUAAAGCAGAACAACAGAAAUGUCAGUUUAGAACAAAUAUUGAGGAGCUCAAGGCCAAGCUUCAUGAAACGAUUGUUAACAGAGACACUGUACUUGAGCUCAGACAGAAGGAAGCAACGGGACAAGAAAUGCUUGUUGCAAAGCUGCAGAGUUCCCUUGUCCACCUUCAGGACAAAUGCAGGGCUCAGGAGGAGGCUCUCAGUGAUGUAACUCAGCAAGCACAGUCCAGCAGUCAGACCUGUGCAUCUACAACAAUGCUUCUGACCCAGCUUAGGACUGUUCUUGCAACACGUGAAAGGGCACGAGGACAGCCAUAUCUGGAAGGAGAGCCUGUUGGCAGCAGUCUCAGUGCAUCGGCUCUAGUUUUGGUCCUGGAAAGGUGUCUAAAGGAACUUGAUGACCAGGUCUCUGCACAGCACCAUAAAAUUUCACAGCUUGAAAUGGAUAUCAAUGAUGCAAAGAAGACAAUGUUUGAAAGAGAACAAGUGGUAAUUCGUGACUCCCAAGAAAGACUCAAGGCUGAAUCUGAAGACACAUUCCAAAAGUUAAAUCAGUUGACAUCAGAACAUGCUAAACGACUUGAAGAGGCAAACGAACAAACUAAGAAUGCCAGAAAGCAGGCAGCUAUCUUGCAAUCACAGCUUCAAAUGCUUGAGGAGCAGCAACAGCAACAGAAUCGAAUGAAAAAUGAGACCAUCGGAGAGCUUGAAGCCAAACUGAAACAAAUAAAACAAGAUUAUUCUGAUGACAAUGCAAGGUGGCAAGAAAGGAGGCAGGCUUUAGAAAAUUCACUUGAUGAUGUUCAGCGGGAGUUGAUUCAAGCACGAGCUGAGAAAACUGAGGCUGCUGGAAGCAAGGCUGUUCUGGACACUAAAGUUGAGGACCUUCAGUUACAACUAUCCCGCCUAGAAAAUGACCUAGAAUCAGAGAGAGAUCGUGUGAGGAAGCAGCGAGAGCGAGAAGAGGAGUUGCGUGUGAAGGCACUGGGUCUGGAGGGUCAGCUGUCAAACAAACAGCAGGAAGUGGAGCGACUGGAGCGCAUGCUGGAGAUAGUGAAGCAAGAAGCUUCUGCACAAAUGCAUGACCGGGUGGUAAGUGCUGAGAAGCAGGAGCGAGACCGUUACCUUGAUCAGGUCAAAACACUGUCAUCUCAGCUGUCAGCUGCAAAUGACAAACACUCCAGGCUAGUAGCUGAGUAUGAGAGAACACGUAUGGAGGCAGAGACCCUCAAGCAAGAAAAAAGUGACCUUCGUCUGGAUCUGCAUUCCUCCCAGGCCCAGGGAGAUGCACUGAGGACAGAAAAGCUUCAACUGUCAGCACAACUUGAAGAUCAACGUAGCCAAGUUGAGCGCUUACGCCAUGACCUGGAACACACUCGCAGACUACUAGAAGAAAAAGUCAUGGAGGCUGGAAGUCUGAGGCUAGCUGUAGAGCAUGCUACUAUUCAGUUGGAGGAGAAAGAAAACAUCCUGUCAACCGUACGCCAACAGUCAUCGAGCAUUACCCAUUUGAUGGAAGUCAACACAAGGACAAGUGAUAACAUGCGAGAAGAGCGAGAACACCUUCUAAAAGUAGUUGAAGCAAAGACAGAAGCCCUUGAAGAAAUGAAAGUAUCUCAUGAUGCUCUGAGUAAAAAGAUGAAGCUUAGAGAGAAACGCAUCAAAGACUUGGAAGAGGAGAGAAUCAAGGUGUUAGAAGAAGCUGGGAGAAAAGCUCAAGAGCUGGCUGUCUUGCAGCAGGAGAAAGAUAGCCUUUUUUCGGAACUAAGGGACAGUAGGAUGGAGGUUGCCAAGAUCACACAGGCUAGAGAUUUGUUGAAACGAGAGAUGGCUAAACUAAAGAAUUUGCGGGCAAAGGAAGUGAUGAAGCUUGAAACAAAACUGAAAGAAGCAGAGCAUGAAUACAAACUGACACAGAGAGCCUUGAAAAGCAAAGACUCAGUUGAUCAAAAAGCUGUCAAAGUGGCUGACAAAAUACAGAAGGAGAUGACAGCAAAGAGAAGUGAAGUGGACAGCGUGAGGUCUAAACUUCGAAAACUGGAGGAGAAGUAUGAGACAUUAGCAAAGGAGAAAACAAUGGUAGAAAGAGACAAGGACAGCUUGAAGUCCUCACUGGCACAGUCUCUUCUUCACAGCAACCAAUUGACAGAAGAGCUGGUGGCUAGUCAGACCCAGAAUGGUCAGCUCACCAAGCAGGUUAAGCUACUGCAGGACAAGUUAGAGAAGGAAGCCAUCAAAAGUGCUUCAUCACAAGCUCAGCUGGAGAAGUAUGAACAAGAGAUUGCUACAAUAAAACUUAGACAUCAGCUGCAUCUCAAGGAAACAGAGCAAAUGACACAGAAUCGCAUUGUGCCUGGAGUGUCCUGGAUGAUUCCAACAGCCAGUAAAGAUAGUGGCACAACCAGUUCUUCAAAUUCUCCCAGACUGACAGAAGGCAGCUGUGAUACACCUCCUCAAAAGAUGAUCACCAACAAACAGAAAACAGACAGCAACAAGCAAACAGCAGACAGAUACAUGGAAGCAGGAAGAGAGUUAAAGGCCUUGCUGGGCGAGAUGCGGCAAAUGAUAGCUGCUCAAAAGAAACUGAACAUGAAUUCAGGAGAGAGACCUCUGUGGGCACACUCCUCACCUGCCCCAGCCAGAACCGACAGCUUGAACUGCAGAAGGUCCAGAAGCAGCUCCCCAGACAAAGGACAUCGCAAUCAUAGAGUAUCUCUUGUGGACUGCAGCCGUUCACUGACCAUGUCACACCCUCUUCGAUCGGAGAUCUCUAGCAUAACAGCUGGUACAAGGUCUAAUACUCACUCGCCCAGUAGGCGCAGGAGAAGCUUAUGUUCAGAAGCUGACUCACAAGGGUCAAGUUUUGUGUCUGGGAAAAGCCCUCUACUUGUACCACUCCACCUGUUUCAUCAUCCAGUCCUUCUUUUGUGCUGCAAGGAGGGGACGGACUGUUCAGUGUGCCAGACACCCAGGAACUGUGCCGCCGUCUGGAGGAGAAGAUUGCUCACCUCACUCGCAUGGGCAAUAAUCUCCAGCAGGAAAAUCAGGAAAUGGCCCACUUGAUCUCGACACAAGGAGAGAAGCUGGAGUUAGUUCGCAAGAACGAGCGGCAGAUGAGUGACCAUCUGAGAUGACCCUGCCGUCGCCGUCGCUCCCUAGGGAAGACUGCAGUCCUUGGCAUUUUCCUACGUCUUU